UAGAUGGGAAACAGAAGAAUGGACAGAUAAAACUAUUCGGUUACUUUAUCCACAUUUGGCUAAAAAAGGAGAAAAGAUGAGGAUACUUGAUAUAUGCACAGGAACAGGAUGUAUUGCUCUUGCACUUUCUAGCCGAUUACCCAAGGACUCUGUUGAGAUCAUUGGAUUAGAUAUAUCAGAGGAAGCAAUUGAGCUUGCUAAUCAUAACUUGAAAGUACAUCAGCGUAAAUUAAAAAAUCCUGUUCGAUUCCAACAAGGAGACGUAUUUGAUUAUUCACCAUCUGAUAAAGUUCAUAUGAUUGUGUCAAACCCACCCUAUGUUACGCGAGAUGAAUAUGAAGGCUUAGAUCCUGAUGUGAAGGAUUGGGAGGAUAUGAGAGCACUUGUUGCUGACGAUCAAGGCACAAUGGUGCAUAAAAGAAUUAUAGAAAUAUAUAAAGAGCAUUGUCAAGCGUUUGCGGCUGAUGUGCCCAAGGUAUUGAUGGAAAUCGGAGGGAGCCAUCAAGUUGAACCAUUAACCAAAACGCUCAAGAACAAUCAGCUGACAAAUAUUCAAGUAUGGAAAGACCUUGCAGGGAAAGAUCGGGUGAUUGCAGCUCAAUAGGCCUGUUGUGAGGUCGCGUGAUCUCA
Messenger RNA from Rhizopus microsporus ATCC 52813, 630 nucleotides. RefSeq names its product S-adenosyl-L-methionine-dependent methyltransferase. NCBI's taxonomy places the organism in Eukaryota, Fungi, Mucoromycota, Mucoromycetes, Mucorales, Rhizopodaceae. Gene Ontology annotation, cellular component: mitochondrion. The coding region runs from base 77 to 604 and encodes 175 amino acids. The transcript has a single exon. Gene Ontology annotation, molecular function: nucleic acid binding; protein methyltransferase activity. The record is from RefSeq and is a predicted model, not a curated record. Gene Ontology annotation, biological process: protein methylation.